CGGGGCGGGAGCGCCGCCAGUUCCCGGCGUCCCGCGGCGGAGCCGGCGGUGCCCGCGGCGCCUCCUCCGCAGCGUCCCCGCUGUGUCCCCGCUGUGUCCCCGCUGUGUCCCCGCAGUGUCCCCGCAGUGUCCCCGUAGCCCCUGCCCGCCCCCCAUGGAGCUGCUGUGCGUGGAAUCCGCGCCCCGCGCCCCCCGCGCCGGGCGGGACCCGCAUCUGCUGGGGGACCGGCGGGUGCUGCAGAACCUGCUGAGCCUGGAGGAGCGCUACAGCCCCCGCGUGUCCUACUUCCAGUGCGUGCAGCGCGACAUCCAGCCCUACAUGCGGAAGAUGUUGGCCUUCUGGAUGCUGGAGGUGUGUGAGGAGCAGAAGUGUGAGGAGGAGGUGUUCCCUCUGGCCAUGAACUACGUGGAUCGCUUCCUGGCCUCGGUGGCCGUGCAGAAGAACCACCUGCAGCUGCUGGGGGCUGUGUGCAUGCUGCUGGCCUCCAAGCUCAGGGAGACCAUGCCCCUGACCGUGGAGAAGCUCUGCAUCUACACCGACAACUCCAUCACCCCCCAGGAGCUGCUGCGCUGGGAGCUGCUGGUGCUGGAGAAGCUGAGGUGGGACCUGGUGUCGGUGACAGCGCACGAUUUCCUGCCGCACAUCCUGCAGCGCCUGCCGCUGCCCGCCGCCAGCCUGGAGCUGGUCAGGAAACACGCGCAGACCUUCAUCGCCCUCUGCGCCACAGACUGCACCUUUGUGAUGUACCCCCCGUCCAUGAUCGCCACCGGCAGCAUCGGCGCCGCCGCCCACGGCCUGGGGCUGCCGGGCAGCGGGGAGGCCCUGAGCGAGCUGCUGGCCAGCACCACGGGCACCGAGCUGGACUGCCUGAAGGCCUGUCAGGAGCAGAUCGAGGCGGCCUUAGCCGAGAGCCUGAAGCAGGCGUCCCAAUCCCAGCAGGAAUUCAGCGCCAAGGCGGCGCCCUACGGGGGCAGCCAGCCCACCAGCACCCCCACGGAUGUCACCGACGUCAACCUGUGACCAAGUGCCCUUGCCCAGAGCUCCAGCCCCUCCCUGGGCACCCCCAGCUCGCUGCACCCCCCCUGCCCACCCAGCUGCUCCCAGGGGCCCCUGCCAGGCUGGAGCUGCUGCAGGCAGUGCCAGGGGCACGGGGAGCAGGAGCCUGGAUGAAGUUGGAAUUUGUUUCUCUGUUGGUGUUUCCUGGCUCUCCGGGCUGGUCACGGCCACUUCCAGCCCUGUGAGGGACAAAAAAAAAAUCACAGAGCCAGCCCUGCAGGACCUGAGUGCUCGUCACCCUCGUCACCCCCAGCUCCUUCCUGCGGGGCUCCUGGAGCAGCUGCUUGGUGGCCUCUGGCUCCUGAUUGCUUCGUGCCACGUCCCCACAGCUCCAGGGGGAGUCGUGCAGCUGCUUCUGCUUGGAGAGGAGCCCUGGGGCUUGUUUGUUUUUGCUGUUGGAUGUGGGAUUUUGGGGACUUGGGAGGAGUUCGGGGUCCCCUCGGCUGCUUAAUUUAUUGUUCACUGCUGGGAAAGGGGAGGGAGGAGAGCUGGCAUUGCUGGAUGCUGCUUUCCUCUCCUUCCCAAAAAAAGUGCCUUCCCCCUUUGCCCAUCCCUGGCUCCCUGGGCAGUGGCAGGCUCUCCUCGGAGCGGGCCCUUUGGUAGCUUAGGCAUCAGACUAGGAUUUAAGGAAAACCUCUGAACGUGCUGCUAUAGUCUGGGAUGCAUCUCCACUCUUCCAAGGCAGGGAUUUCAGAUUGUGCUCAGGAGGGAGCUGCGUUCAUCCACCUGGAUCUGAGCUCUGGAGCUGCCUUCAUCCACCUGGAUCUGAGCUCUGGAGCUGCCUUCAUCCACCUGGAUCUGAGCUCUGCCUCCUCACAGGGUGGGAAACUUUGAAUUUUGUUCACCCACCUGGGUCUGAGCUCUGCCUCCUCAGAGGAUGGGAAACUUUGAGCUGCCUUCAUCCACGUGGAUCUGAGCUCUGCCUCCUCACAGGGUGGGAAACUUUGAGUUUUGUUCAUCCAUGUGGAUCUGAGCUCUGCCUCCUGGGAGGGUGGGAAAAUUUGAGCUGCCUUCAUCCACCUGGAUCUGAGCUCUGCCUCCUCACAGGGUGGGAAAAUUUGAGCUGUGUUCAUCCACGUGGAUCUGAGCUCUGGAGCUGCCUUCAUCCACCUGGAUCUGAGCUCUGCCUCCUGAGAAGGUGGGAAAAUUUGAGCUGUGUUCAUCCACGUGGAUCUGAGCUCUUGAGCUGCCUUCAUCCACCUGGAUCUGAGCUCUGCCUCCUCACAGGGUGGGAAACUUUGCUGCGCACUUGAGUUGGAAAAGCAAUUACUGCAUUUUUGUAUCGUUGUUGUUGAUCCUCGUUAGUUUUUUAUAAAAAUUGUUGUAAAACAGAAAAAAAAAAAAAAAAAAAAAGAAAAAAAAAUAAUGCUGCUUUUCUAUGAGAAAUCCAGAGUGGAAUUAACCAGGAGAAGCCAGAGACUCCCCAGGGAUGGGAGGCAGAUGCUGCUGCUGCUGCUCCCUGGGGACCUCUGGCCAUGUGGCUUUUGUCUUCCCGUGGGGGAUGUGGAAAAUGAGGUUGAAAUCUUCCUUUUGGAUGCCACCAACCCCACAAAAAUCCGGCGGAAAAAGGUGGGGCUGCUGCUCCUCCCUGAGCCUGCCUGGCCCGGAAACCCACGGAGCCGCUGCCUCCUGUGAGCAGGAGGGCUGGGACAGAGCCUGCCUGGGCAAGAGGAAAUGGCUUCCUUUUUUUUUUUUUUUUAUA
Molecule: messenger RNA, 2759 nt
Organism: Serinus canaria (Common canary)
Lineage: Eukaryota; Metazoa; Chordata; Aves; Passeriformes; Fringillidae
Gene: CCND3
Product: cyclin D3
Exons: 5
Coding region: 155-1021 (288 amino acids)
Biological process (GO): regulation of cyclin-dependent protein serine/threonine kinase activity; mitotic cell cycle phase transition; positive regulation of G1/S transition of mitotic cell cycle
Cellular component (GO): nucleus; cyclin-dependent protein kinase holoenzyme complex; cytoplasm
Molecular function (GO): cyclin-dependent protein serine/threonine kinase regulator activity
Source: RefSeq, a predicted model, not a curated record